GAAAUUUACAGUCUAGUCAAUAGGCUACAAAGAAGACCUACUGUCAAAGUGAAAAAUGAUUUCCAUCUACAUGAUUUUCACGGCUCUGGUGCAAACGGCUCUGGCAAAAGAGUCUAUGGAAUGCGAUUUAUCUGAACCUACAGGAGCUCCAAACUGUUUUGGAGCACUUGCGGAGUCACUAUUUUUCCAUCUGCCUACAAAUAUGAAAAAAUUAAUAUUGAGAAGGAAAGGGGCAUCUACCAUUUUAAAUAUAGCCAAUAUGACAGUUAUUAUUUCUGAGGAAUACACCAGUCGCUCUACGUACUUCCCAAAUGGAACGUUUAAGCUGGAUAAUGCACGAAAGACAGACUCCGGGGAUUACCAGCUGGAACCAUUUGGCUCUGAUGGUAGAUUGUUGAAUAAAACCAACAUGCAUCUAGAAAUACAAGCUCCAGUGUCAAAGCCAGCUGUGACACAGAUGUGUUUGACACCAGAACAGAUGAACAUCAGCUGCUCCUCUGAGGGAGAUGGAGUAAAGUUAAUUUUGAGUUUGGACGGUCUCUUACUGAUGCAGACCGGAGGCCACAGCCAGUCCCUGAGCAGAUCUACAGUGGACACACUGUCACUGGCUGGGAGUACAGCUAAACAACACAAACCCAUAGUUUCAAAUGUUGCCAUCAGCUUACACGGUCAACUGACAGGAAACUUGAUGUGUAAUGUUCGAAAUAAUGUCAGCAGAGAAGAAACAGUUAUCCGCCUUACAAGCUGUGACGGUUCCAUUUCUCUUUCUUCUCAUGUGACUGUGGCUGUGAUAGCAAGUGGCGCCACUCUGCUUCUACUUUUGGCUCUGUUUCUUGGUAUCAAACACUUAAACAACAAAACAAGUCCCAUAACUGUUAGUGAAGAUAACGCUGAAGAUGAAAUUGUCUACUCAGAUGUUAGAGUGAUGAAGCAUACAAGGACAACCAUACCUGAAUCUAUAACAAUGAAUAUUUGCUGAAUAGUUGCUCAUGAUAUACACACACAGGACAGAAUAAUAACACACACACACACAGUUAACAAUGGAACAUAAAUAUUUGAGAAUUUUGUUUUCACUUCCCACUGAACAGUAUAUUAUGGUGUUGCAUAAUUUUAAUUGCAUUUGGGUUUUUUAAACAUAUAUGUAUACUUAUAUUAAUAAUUGAAUACUAUUUUAAAUAUGCAAUGUACUAUGCUGGAUGAAUCCUAUUUAGAGAUUUUAUAUAUAAUGAACAGUAAACUAUACCCAUUUAUAUUUUUCACACUUGUAAAAAUCAUGUCAAUACUGGGACAAAUAUUCACAGUAAACUGAACAUACUACUUUUGAGCUAAAUACUAAUUUUGCACAAUUUGUUUGCUUGCAUUUAUGCAUUUUCAAAUGCAACAGCUCUUUUAUUAAUGCUUUUAUUUUCAGUGAUUUGUUUUGUAAUUGUGUGUGGCAUUUUGAAAGAUUUUCAAAUAAA
Messenger RNA from Micropterus salmoides (largemouth bass), 1460 nucleotides. RefSeq lists its product as uncharacterized. NCBI's taxonomy places the organism in Eukaryota, Metazoa, Chordata, Actinopteri, Centrarchiformes, Centrarchidae. The transcript has 6 exons. The record is from RefSeq and is a predicted model, not a curated record. Bases 56 to 979 code for a protein of 307 amino acids.